This is a messenger RNA of Microbotryum saponariae, 1072 nucleotides long. The record is from the annotation of a GenBank genome assembly. Lineage: Eukaryota; Fungi; Basidiomycota; Microbotryomycetes; Microbotryales; Microbotryaceae.
AUGGCUGCGGCACAAAUGACCCCCGAGUUCCGUGCAUACGAAGGCGAAUACGAUGCGGUCAAGCAGAGCGUGCAAGGCAAGAUUGAUGAGGACGUCGCUCAGCAGAGAGGGGGUCAGUUUGUCGUGUUCGCGUUCGCUGAUGGCUGUUCCUAUUCCUCUUCCGCGGGGGUUCAGACGGGUCAUGAGAGGGUUACAAGUUGUGGCACUGACUUGAUGGGUCUUGUUUGGUACAUCCCCUUGGUAUUGAUCAUCCUCCCCGAUGCGUACUGCGCUCCACCGCCACCGCCACCGCCACCGCCACCACCGCAUCCAUCCCGAAACGACUCGUCCCGCCCCUAUGCAGAACAACGCAAGGCGACCAUCCGACGCAUCAACAUGGAGCUAGAAGAAGCCGAUGAGAUCGUGCGUCGGUCGUCUCUUGAUGCGUCGGUCUUAGAGCGACUGACGCGGAGGAUCGAGUGGCCCCCAGAUCGAGCAGAUGGAGAUGGAAGCCAGGGGCAAAGCCGCGUUGAUGAUCAAAGUACGGCAGUACAAGGGAGAGGUCAAGACGUUCAGGUCCAAAGUGGUACGUCAGAGGUUGAUGUCCCAGGGCAGAGACUUGUCACGCUCGAACUCAUACCCCGCUGCCGCUCUCGCUCCCUCAUCUCAGACCGCCCUCUCGGCCAUAUCCGAUCGCGACCUCUUGCUCUCCCAACCUGCCCAUUCAGCCUACACCAUCGAUGUCGACGACGACGAGAUCGCCGGCGUUUCCUCCUCCCAAGCGCAACGCUCCCGCCUCCUCCAAUCCACCCAAACGCUCAACAAAUCCGGCGACCGUCUCACCAACUCCCAACGGCUCGCCGCGGAAAGUGAAGAAAUGGGGGGUAGCAUCCUCUCUUCUCUGAGGAUGCAAAGGGGACAAUUGGAGAGUGCGAACGAGGAAUUGGAACAGGCCGAUGGGUCGAUCGCCAAGGCUAGUGUGACGCUCAAAAAGAUGGUUCGCUUGGCGUAUCGACAAAGGAUCAUGUUGAUCGGGUUUGGGAUCGCGCUCAUGAUCCUCAUCGUGUUGAUCCUAUGGCACAAACUCAAGUGA